Messenger RNA from Cimex lectularius (bed bug), 1073 nucleotides. RefSeq lists its product as uncharacterized. The record is from RefSeq and is a predicted model, not a curated record. The transcript has a single exon. Lineage: Eukaryota; Metazoa; Arthropoda; Insecta; Hemiptera; Cimicidae. Gene Ontology annotation, cellular component: membrane. The coding region runs from base 292 to 1029 and encodes 245 amino acids.
UUUCUGUGCCGAAUUUGUUUGUAUUGCGUAACUUGCAUUUACGGAUUUUUUCAUUUUCAUUCAGUUUAAUUCUAGCCAAAACAAACCAUAUGUGGAUACAUCUUGUUUAGAGUUUUUUUUUUGUUUUUUGGUGUUAUGUUAGUACACAAAAAUUUACAGUGUUUACUUUGAUGCGAUUGUACUUCCAAGAUAGCCGAACUGUUUGCAUACGACAUUACUUGCAAGCAAAUUGAACAGCCAGCUGUCUCUCUAGUCUUACACAUCAUUUGAAAUUAUCAAUUUUUUUUCAAGAUGGGUAAAUGCGGGAAUGUGAUGGUAGUUCCAAUUAAACUUGUUCUUCUAGUAUUAAACGUCGUGUGUCUAUUGGCUGGAAUAAUCUUACUCGUGUGUAGCGUGAAUUAUUUAAUCAGCGGUGGACAAUUAGAAAAUGUGCUCGAGAAUUAUGUGAUGAUCCUCGCUGCCAUUACUAUAGUUACAUCUCUGUUUAUAAUCACAGUAUCUUCAAUCGGCGUCUUAGGAGUCCUUAGGAGAACCAAAACGUACUUGUAUAUAUACGUCACAAUCCUCUUCUUCCUUAUUUUUCUAAAAGUCGGUACAGGAAUUACAGCGUUUAUCAUGUACUCUAUGGCGGAUAAACAAUUGAAAAUCUUCCUGGACACGUAUUAUGGCGAUCCUGUAAAGUACGAGAGCAAUAUAGACAUCAUCCAAGACUUUUUCCACUGCUGCGGGGCAUACAAUUUAAGUGGCUGGAAGACUGAAAAACUACCGGAAACUUGUUGCGAGAAUAACAUUCCAACGUGUGAUGUUACGACGGCCUUCCAAGUGUCUUGCUAUAACCAAAUAAUCGCUACCAUAAAUGGACAAUUUCUCGUGAUCGGUAGUUUUUGUUUUGUACUGAUAUGCUUUGAAUUAGCGUGCAGCAUUUUCGCUUGUUUAAUCAUCUGUACCGUUGGAGAAAGAGAAUUUCGACGUUCGACAAUACAAUUCAACCGCUUUCCACAACGUAGCAAGUCGUCCUUCGAUUCCUAAAACGUUGAUAUUUAAUAAAGCUGCCGUUUUCUCACUUUUUUAAA